AUGGAGUUUUUACCAGCAAAUUUUCAGCAGUAUGCAGAGAUAUUACUGCCCUUAAUAAGGCCACCUAUGGUAUCAGUGAUAUGCACUGUAGUGGCCUUAUUGGCUGGAGUUUUGGGAUACUUAUAUGGACCUUAUUGGGGUGUAAGAAAAGUGCCUGGUCCUCCAGCAAUUCCUUUCUUAGGUCACUUGCCCUUGCUUGCAAAAUAUGGCCCUGAUGUAUUCUCCAUUCUUGCUAAGAGAUAUGGUCCUAUUUUCAGAUUUCACAUGGGAAGACAACCACUAGUGAUUAUAGCAGAUCCAGAGCUAUGCAGAGAAGUUGGUAUCAAAAAAUUCAAAGACAUUACCAAUAGAAGCAUUCCGUCUCCCAUCGCUGCGUCCCCUCUUCAUCAGAAGGGCCUAUUCUUCACCAGGGAUUCAAGAUGGUCAACCAUGAGAAACGCCAUUUUGUCCGUCUACCAGCCAUCUCACCUUGCCAAGUUGGUGCCGACGAUGCAAGAUUGCAUCGAGUCUGCAACCAACAAUUUAGAUAGUAAACAAGAUUUCAUCUUUUCUGAGCUCGCCCUCAAACUAGCCACAGACGUAAUUGGACAAGCAGCUUUUGGAGUGGAUUUCAGGCUGUCAAAGCCGAAAUCUGGUCUUGAUUCUGUCAACAAAACGAACAAUCAACACGAUGAUAAUGAAGUCCAACAGUUCAUCAAUCAACACAUUUACUCCACAACUCAGCUUAAAAUGGACUUAUCAGGCUCCUUUUCAAUAGUAUUAGGCCUGCUUGUCCCUAUUCUUCAAGAGCCAUUUCGCCAGAUUCUUAAGAGAAUACCAGGCACUAUGGACUGGAAAGUAGAUAGAACAAACAAAAACUUGAGUAGCCGGCUUGAUGGGAUAGUGGAGAAGAGAAUGAAAGAAAAGGAUAGUGGCUCAAAGGAUUUUUUGUCACUUAUACUAAGUGCAAGAGAGUCGCAGACAGCUGCCAAGAAUGUCUUCACCUCCGAUUAUGUUAGUGCAGUAACAUACGAGCACUUGUUAGCUGGAUCAGCAACAACUUCAUUUACAAUGUCUACUAUAAUUUAUCUGGUUGCGGAGCAUCCAGAAGUUGAGAAGAAGUUGCUCGAAGAGAUUGAUGCUUUCAGUCCUCAUGAUCAAAUGCCUACUGCCCCUGAUCUUCAAUCCAAGUUUCCAUAUCUUGAUCAGGUGAUUAAAGAAGCAAUGAGAGUCUUCACAGUUUCUCCAUUAGUUGCGAGGGAAACAUCGGCUCCAGUAAAUAUUGGAGGUUACAACCUCCCAAAGGGCACCUGGGUGUGGUUAGCCCUUGGAGUCCUAGCUAAAGAUCCUAAGAACUUCCCAGAACCAGAGAAGUUCAAACCAGAGAGGUUCGAUCCAAAUUGUGAAGAGGAAAAACGAAGACAUCCUUACGCUAAUAUUCCAUUUGGAAUAGGGCCUCGUGCAUGCAUUGGACAGAAAUUCUCCUUACAAGAAAUUAAACUUUCACUGAUUCAUCUAUACAGAAAGUAUGUAUUCCGGCAUUCUCCGCAGAUGGAAACUCCUUUGGGACUCGAGUAUGGCAUAGUUCUUAACUUCAAACAUGGAGUAAAGGUUCGAGCCAUCAAACGCACGUGA
Fraxinus pennsylvanica is the source of this 1614-nucleotide messenger RNA. The record is from the annotation of a GenBank genome assembly. Lineage: Eukaryota; Viridiplantae; Streptophyta; Magnoliopsida; Lamiales; Oleaceae.